Messenger RNA from Bombyx mori (domestic silkworm), 1176 nucleotides. It is a transcript of the gene DCP2, whose product is annotated as m7GpppN-mRNA hydrolase. Gene Ontology annotation, cellular component: P-body; cytoplasm. NCBI's taxonomy places the organism in Eukaryota, Metazoa, Arthropoda, Insecta, Lepidoptera, Bombycidae. Gene Ontology annotation, molecular function: 5'-(N(7)-methylguanosine 5'-triphospho)-[mRNA] hydrolase activity; RNA binding; manganese ion binding. The record is from RefSeq and is marked provisional. Gene Ontology annotation, biological process: deadenylation-dependent decapping of nuclear-transcribed mRNA; nuclear-transcribed mRNA catabolic process, nonsense-mediated decay.
AUGAAUUCAAGUCAUAACAAACACUCUAUUCCAAUAGAUAUAUUAGAUGACCUUUGUAGUCGUUUCAUAAUAAAUCUACCAGCAGAAGAUAGAGGAAACCUAGUGAGGAUAUGCUUCCAGAUCGAAUUGGCUCAUUGGUUUUAUUUGGAUUAUUACUGCACUGACGAAUCGAAGAAAGUAUACCCCUGUGGUAUUAGAGAGUUUGCAGCACAUAUUUUCCAACAUGUCCCGCAACUCCGAGAACAUGUUAGCAGUCUAGAUGCAGUUUUAGAUAACUGGAGAGAAUAUAAACAGACUGUACCUACAUACGGAGCUAUACUGCUCGAUGAUGACCUCUCUCAUGUGCUUCUUGUACAAUCAUAUUGGACAAAAGCCUCCUGGGGUUUCCCUAAAGGGAAGGUCAAUGAAGAUGAGGAGCCCUGGAAGUGUGCUACUAGAGAGGUUCUAGAAGAGACAGGUUUUGAUAUAAGCAAUUUAAUCAAUAAAAACGAUUACAUAGAAGCCGUAACACACGACCAAAUCGCUCGUUUGUACAUUAUUGGAAAUAUUCCCAGAGACACAAAGUUCCAACCUCGCACACGAAACGAGAUCAAAGCGUGCGAAUGGUUCCCAUUGGCGGAUUUACCGGCCAAUAAAAAAGACAUGACGCCCAAAGUCAAAAUGGGGGUUAGCCCUAAUGCGUUCUUCAUGGUCCUACCUUUCGUCAAACGAAUGAGACGAUGGGUUGCCGAACGCAGCUCCAAGGUAUUCACGAACAGUCGUCGAACUCGUCACAAAUCGAUGGGAGAUUUAGAAGCUUCAACGAGCCAGAAUAAAAACAAGACCAUAUCGCAGGGACUGCAAAACGAGAUAAAUGAAUACCAACAAAAUUCUGGUCACAAAAAUGAUUAUCAGAAUCAUGGAAGCAAUACAAAAAAUGUUAAUGGUAAUAAAAAUGGUGGCAAUGGUAACAAAAAUGGUGCUAAUGGCAAUAAUAGUGCAAGGAAGGAAAAGAAGGCUGCUAAAAGACAGUUGUUCACGCCACAGAACAUCCAGUCGAAUAAUAUUUCACCGGUACAAAAGGAAGACAGUGUUGCCGAGGCUAAAAUAGAUGAAAGCAAAUUAAGCAAUUUCAUUGCUCCAUCUUGGGCAGACUUCAAGUUUGACAAAAGGGCAAUUCUUGAUUGUCUCACUUGA